Messenger RNA from Leptosia nina, 879 nucleotides. Lineage: Eukaryota; Metazoa; Arthropoda; Insecta; Lepidoptera; Pieridae. The record is from the annotation of a GenBank genome assembly.
AUGCGGGACAUCCGCUACAAAUGGAACGAGGGGCCCAAUUCGGUGGGCGUGUCCAGCGAGGUGUCCCUGCCGCAAUUCAAGGUGCUUGGCCAUCGGCAACGGGCUAUGGAGAUCUCACUAACGACAGGAAACUAUUCAAGAUUGGCUUGUGAGAUCCAAUUCGUGCGUUCCAUGGGAUAUUAUUUGAUCCAAAUUUAUAUACCAUCUGGUCUCAUUGUCAUCAUAUCAUGGGUAUCGUUUUGGUUGAAUCGGAAUGCGACUCCCGCCCGUGUAGCGUUAGGUGUGACCACUGUUCUGACGAUGACCACACUCAUGUCCUCUACAAAUGCUGCUCUACCGAAGAUAUCGUACGUGAAAUCUAUUGAUGUGUACUUGGGCACUUGCUUCGUAAUGGUCUUCGCCAGUCUAUUAGAAUAUGCCACUGUCGGUUACAUGGCGAAACGGAUACAGAUGAGAAAGCAGAGGUUUAUGACGAUUCAAAAGAUUGCAUCGGAGAAGAAAAUGCCAGUGGAUUGUCCGCCAGUUGAUUCUCACACUUUAUCAAAGAUGAAUACACUUGGGAGGUGCCCACCAGGUCGACCAUCGGAAGUAAGAUUCAAAGUGCAUGAUCCUAAAGUACAUUCAAAAGGCGGCAUAUUGGAAAACACUAUAAACGGCGGAAGAAAUGCAGAUGACGAAUCAGUACCUAACCCACAGCUGUUACCACCGGGCAAGGACAUCAGCAAGCUCCUCGGCAUGACACCGUCGGACAUCGACAAGUAUUCGCGCAUAGUGUUUCCCGUCUGCUUUGUCUGCUUCAAUCUCAUGUACUGGAUCAUCUACUUACACGUCUCUGACGUCGUUGCUGACGAUCUGGUUCUUCUGGAAGAGGAUAAAUAG